Molecule: messenger RNA, 10592 nt
Organism: Pelobates cultripes (western spadefoot toad)
Lineage: Eukaryota; Metazoa; Chordata; Amphibia; Anura; Pelobatidae
Source: the annotation of a GenBank genome assembly
AUGAUCUAUAUUCACAUCUGGAUCUUAAUAUUCAUCUUCCUUCCAAAAAGUAAGUUCACAUUCUGUAUGAUAUCAAAUCUCAUCUUUAUUAAACAGUGUUGGCAGGGGGAUUGUAACAUUUAUACAAAUACUGUAGAUGGAGAGAUGUCAGACUGCCGAACUGGACAUUGUUUGACAGAAUACAGUAUAAUUGUAUUAGUGCCGCUCACUAGAUUAGAGGUGUGGGCAGAUUAAAUUAAAUAUUUGCGACAUUGUACUCUAACUCUUAAAGAUGCAUCUGCUCUCCCUGAUUUUCAUGUCAGAGUAAAGGCUAAGGACACACUACCAGCCGUGCAGUUUAAAAUUUAGCCAGGGAAGAUCCCUCCUCAAUCUUUAAUGUUUUACCCAAACUCAGUGUGAGCUGAUAAGGGUUCCAGCAAUCUGAGUCUAUUGAAAGAGAUAAAUGAUUUAUAACUACUGUAUUACCACAUAUCAUAUACUUUUUCACACUGUUCUGACUCAACUGCAAUAUGCCUUUUUAUGAUUCUUGUACGCUUUUCUUUUAGUAUUUGCAAAAACAUCAAUAACGAAAAAAAAAAUCCUUCAUUUUUCAUUCUUUGAUUUCUCCAUGUGGAUUGAUUAGUGAUUGCAGAUAAAACUGAUAUACAUGUAAGAUAUUCAACUAUUUAAUUCAAACAGCUAUUAAUCCUGUUAACUUGUUUCCUAGGUAUAUUGUGUGCAGAGUCAUGUGGAGAUAAAAGGACAGUUUUUGGCGCAGUGAGAGGAGAUGUCGUUCUCCCUUUGAACCAGACUGCAAUCAAAGAUAUAGCUUGGGUGACCGCUAAUGUCCAUUUUGCCUCAACAAAACCAGGCGGAGAUAUAGACAUUCUAAAUAACCGAUAUGAAGGCAGACUGUAUGGAACGGCUGAUGGGUCUUUAAACUUUACUAAACUAACCAGUGAAGACCAGGGAGAAUACACUGCACAUAUACUCACAGGCCCCAAAAUCAAGUUCUGUGAACAACAGUACGAUCUCCGAGUGUUCAGUAAGUGUCCGUAUUUAUCAAUGUAUAGAGUGUACACAAAGUAUCAGUGAGAUUAAAGGAACACACCAGAUUUAUCAAUAAAUACAUUUAUAUAAAACGCAGAGUGUUGUAAAGUGUUUUUAGAUCACUGGCUGCCCCUUUCCUGUAAAAUAAAGCUGUUACUUCACUAAACCAUUUAUCAGCUGAAGUGCUUUAGGGGUUUGCAGCGUUCCUUUAGCCUUCAUUACCAUAAUUUAUAGUGGGUAAACACAGUGACAGCUGGUUACAUGUUUUAUUGACAUUGUUACUGUGUAACCAUUACUAGUGAUUUCGUGCCUGGCAUCACCCUGGCAGAUAGAUUCCUUUUCGUUCAUGCUGGAAGUGCGUGCCCUGCUUUUACCCACUGAGACAGUUUAUUUUUGAAAGCACCAGAGUCUCAAAUAUUGUCUCUGACAUCUAAACUGUAAUCAUUAUAAAGCUUUGUUAUUGCCUGAAACAUGGUCAGCAACCUAUGGCACUCGAGGUGCCUUAGCACGACAUUCAUGGCUGCCAGAGCCAAACAGGCUCUGGCCUACCAGGAGUCCCAAGUGCAAACCAAGUGGUGAUUGCAGGUGGUGAGGGACAAGCCUCAAUUUAUGCAUUGCAGCACUUAAAGGAAAUUAUCUCAAAUCACUUCUUACCAGCACUUGGUAACAGGUAUACGCACUGGAGUCGAGCAUCCCACAGCAGCUAUUGCAGCUCCUGCCCUUAAUCUGCACCUGGCCAGCCCGGUCCCCACUGGACCCCAGGAAGUCAUCCACACUGAUAGUUAUACAGAGAGCUGCAGGAUAACCCUCCACUUCAUACAAAUAAUGCAAACAGACCACACAAAAACACACACACACAGGCCCCACAAACGCAACACCACUGACAAUCCACAUACAUGCACACAACCCUACAAGCAGCCUCUCACAUGCAAUACCUCAAACAGCCCCACGCAUACACACACAACCAAACACACAAAGUGACAUAACAACCACACGUACAACUCCACAAGCAGCCCUCAUUCAUAGAUAUCAUACACAACACCACAAACUACGGUAUCAUUGACAUAUACCACGUAACAGCCCACAUACACACAAAUACAACACUACAAAGCAACUACAGCACCCAUACGGCAACAUACACGCCUCGGUUUAAAAAAAUAGGACCAUCACGCUAAGGGUAAAAUGUUGUUUUGGUACAGUACUACUUAAAGGUUGUCUAUCUCUGUCUAUCCUAACGGCAAAGUGAUCAAAGAGAAAGAAAAGCUAUUAUUUAACUACAAAGCACAUUAUCAACCGGGUGUUUAGAUGAUGGGAUUGAUAGUCCAGCAAGAAAACUGGAAAAUGGUCCUAAUGAUCCAGUGAUGUGAACAUUUAGAUUCCUAACUGCAUUAAUGUCACAGUUUGAUAUAACGUGUUAUCUGAUUGAAGAUAAAAAACAAAAUUUAUCUCUAUAAAUUAUGUUUAUCAAUAAAUCAAGAACAUUUAUUAAAUUUAUUAAUAUAUUUCAGUAUGUGUGAGGAAAUGGGUUAUUUUAAUAAAUAUUUUCAUUAACUAAAAUAUACCCCAUGCGUGCAGACUGUAACAUAAUGUGCUACUCCCUCCUAUGUGUACACAGUGUUAGUAAUUUCAUGGUGCCAGGGUCUCCUACCAUUGCUGACAGUGUGAGCGGACAGUUACUAAAUAUUAAUGUGUUACAUAGCAUUGACCAAUCAAGUCAAGGUGGGAGGGGCUAAAUAAAAAGGAAGACAGUUCACAGAUCCCCACCUCCUGCGCAUGUUGCUUGCUUAUUUACUGGGAAUUUGCCACUCCACUAUCUCUUUUCCAAAUUGUUUUAAUGAAAUUAACAAUUUAAUUUAAAUUUGGACAAAGUAAAAGAAUGUGCGAAUGAUAUUCAGUUUGGCCUGGUCAGUUGCAAAUUUCGAACAAACCAAGUUGGCAAGCCUUUGCACAUCCGGCACAGCAUGGGGGAAAAGGUGAGUUUAAACACAUUUUCACUGCUCAGAUAGGGGCUUGGACCUAAACUGCCGCACCAGCUUUAUAGUGUCAGAAAUACACGUAUGUUCCUUUAAUAUAUAAUAGGAGUAAUGGAAUAUUAGAUUAAUCAGGGUAAUUUUUACACAUUUUGGGUUCCUGCAGGCAUUGAUUAAAAGCAGCUCUAUGAUGAGAUGCUAAUUGGCCAGGGCUGCGUUUGGUUCCUCCCCCGCCCCGCCUCCAUGACUGAGAUCAUUGAUAAUCUCAACCAAUCCAAUGCUUUUCUAUGGGCAAAUAUUGAAUUGCCUGAGAUCACUAAUUCUGAUGAUCUCAGUCAAGGAGGCAGACCAGAGGCGGGCCACAGCCAACGGACCCUCAAGGUGCUGAAAUAAAGGUGAGUUUUUACUCUAUUUAAUGAGGGCAGGGGACUAAAUACUGUAGUGUUUUUAACACCAUAGGGUCAGGAAUACACGUGUGUGUUCCUGACCCUGUAGUGUUCCUUUAACAUACAAUACAAGUAACAGAUGUUAGAUUAAUCAAGGCAGUUUUUACAUAAUUUGUUAAAUGGAUCAUAUGGCUAAUCCCCUCAAUAUAUUUCUUUAGACCUGAUUUUCUCCAAACUGGGCUUUUAGAGGAAUUAGAGGCUAUUAGAUGAAUGGGUAAAGCCUCCAUUUGAAUAAAUUGAUAAAAUAAAAAUCAAUUGCUAUUCUGAAUGGUACAUGUCGUUGUUGCAAUAAAAUUUAAAUGCUAUGCAGCUAUGGUGCCACUUUGUCUGCUCAACCUAUUGGAAAGAAAAAAAAUCACGACUGACAAUGCGUUAUUUAAUUCAUCCAUAUAAAAAAAUGAUCCAAAUGUAAUGGCCGAAAUUCAGAUGAACAAAAUUUCUCAAAGUACAAAAUUUGUCUUUGGCUGAAUUUUUAAAGAAAACGUAGAUGAACCAAAUUUUUCGCUUGUGCACAAGUCUGUUAAUGGAUGGUGCCAGCAAUCACUGUAUUUGUCUGUUGUUAGCCAAAGCUAAACAGAGUAAAAAGCAUCAACCGUGGACUGAUUAACCCACAAUGUAUAAUAUUAUUAUAUCAACAUUUUAUAUACCUAUUCCAGGAACAUUGCUGCCUGAAGAUAUGGAGAUUCUCCCCAGUGUUACCAGAAAUGGAACCUGCAGGGUCAGUUUAUUUUGUAUGGUAAAUGGAUCUGAUGUGAAUAUUACCUGGAUCAGCUCAGACAGCAGUGCAAUAAAUGUGGUUAAUGGAUCACUGCAUGUUACAGAUACAGAUAACAUCUUCAAGUGUACUGCGCACAACUCAGUCAGUACCAUCUCCAGAACCGUGAAUCCACAGAGAUACUGCCAGGAAGGUAAAAGUGUGUAAUUAUUACCGUUCUAUUUACUGCAUGUGUCACUAUUCACAAUACUCAUUACAUACAUGUAAACGUAUGUUAUCUUAUUUAGAUUGCAAGCUCUGUCAAUCUGUGAGAUCUACCACUUGAAUUUCAGAGUGCUUCACAGCUGUAGCUCUUUUCCUGAACUAAUGACAAUGCUAAAUUUAAAGGGAAAUAUACAAAAAGAAUCAAGCAAAAAUGUACUACUAAUUUACAGUAUCGUGGUACAAUAUAUACGUCUACAAAAGGUAACAAAAGUAUAGCAGCACCUUACCAGUGGAAAAGCUCUAAAAACACCCAUUCAAUCAAAUAUAAGAUAAAAAAGGUGCGCGGUACCUUUAAAAAUUUAAAGUGCAAGAAAAUGUCAGUGCAAUGCACAAUAUUGUGUUAAAAAUAACAAAUACAAGGAUAUUAAAUAAAUGUGCAAAUUCACAAGUGUGUUAUGUGUUAAAAUAAACGAAAACAACUUACUAAGGAAAUAGGGAUGUUACACUAUGUCUUCCAGAGAUAUAUAAGAACAUAAUACAUGAAGAGAAAAAGGGAAAAAUAUAGCGUAAUACUGUAUAAUAAAAAAUAAUAAAUAAAUGAAUGAAGUGAAACUCACAAGGAGAGAGCAGUACAAGUCUGCUCUAACUUCUCAGGCUUUUGUCCACAAUACAGGACUGGAUAUAGACAGGUAUUCAGGAUGGUAGCUGAAUGUAAAAUGUGCUUUAUUUCCAUGUAAUUAAAAGUUCACAGAGAAUGUGAAAACGCUCUCUAUUUCAUACAGAAGUCCAUACCCCUUUACAGUAUAUUUUGAAAGAACUGCUCCUAGCAUUAGCGGUCUUAUGAAACAGUCGGCACUUGCAGGGAGUACUUCCGGAAAACGGAGCUGUGUACGACAAUGUGUUGACGUGAUGAUGUUGUGCGUGUAAAGACGUGAUGAUGCGUUUCGCCUAGGCGGCUUCCUCAGAUCACAUCACAAUUCAGCUGUCCUGUUCUUUUAGAAUUGUCAUUGUAGGCGUGGUGUAUGAUACUCCCUUCACCAUUGGCUCUUGUUAAAAACUCCAAGUUUGAAUGACUGCAUAUAUUAAUUCUAAAGUCCACAAUUUGUCUGGCAUAUCACCUAAACAAUGGCAGAACACAGACAUACAUCAUAAAACAUAAUGAAUAAUAAUAAUAAUAUAUAUGAAAAAAAGAGAUGUCUUUUGAUGUCUUCUCUUUUCUUCAUAUAUAUAUAUAUAUUAUAUAUUCAUUAUGUUUUUUGAUGUAUGUCUGUGAUCUGCUAUUGUUUCGUGAUUUUCGUCAGACACACACAAUCACUCAGACACACAGGCUCCCUCACAGACACACACUGAUACACUAAUUCCGCCCCUCCAAUGACCCAGCAAACCCAGAGUCAGGGGUGAUAGGGCUCUGGGAUAUGUGAGUUUUUUUUCCCUUAGAUUUUUCUUCAUUCUAUAUUAUUAUGUAUUCAGGUGGUCUGCACUAUUAUUUGUUUGCUUUUUAUAUAUUUACAGAUUAAUUUAGCACGCUUUUUUUGGUAAUUAUUGUCUUUCUUUACACAUUUCUUGUGCAUUGUAGUUUUGAGCGCUGCUGCACUUUCUGUAUUAGAUUCUAUAGCGCUCACAAAUUGGUUUUUGUGUAUUUACACACUGAUACACACACAGAGACUCACUGACAGACAAACACACACAGACAGCAUUACUCACACACAGACAGCCAUACACACAGACAGCCAUACACACGGACAGCCAUACAUACACACACACACACACACACACACAGACAGCCAUAUACAGAGACAGCCACACACACACACAGCAGUACGCACACUGACAUCCAUACCAAUACACACACACAGACAGCCAUACACACACACACACACACACAGAGACAGCCACACACCCAUACACACAAACAUACAUUUCCCCCCAAGCGAGGGAGCAUUGAUUUUUAGCUCUCCCUGCUCACCUCCCUCGUGCGCUGCAGUGAUGCCUGGAGCCGGAGUGACGUCAAAUUCCAGCUCCCGGCAUCGCUGCAGGAAGUUGAGCAGGGAGAGCUUACAUUCUGCGUUCCCUCGCGGGCCGCGGGCCACAAACAUAUUAGUUGUGGGGCGCAUGAGGCCCAUGAGCCGUCCGUUUGACAUCUACAUCAUAGGGUUUGGAAUACACGUUUGUGUUCCUGACCCUAUAGUGUUCCUUUAAUAUAAAAUACGUGUAACGGAUGUUAGAUUACCCCCGUAAGGACACAUGACGGAAAUAUUCUGUCAUGAUUCCCUUUUAUUCCAGAAGUUGUGUCUUUAAGGGCUUAAUCAUGGUCAUUUUUACAUAAUUUGUUAACUGGAACAUAUGGCUAGUCCCCUCAAUAUAUCUCUUAUAGACCUGAUUUUCUCCACACGGGGCUAUUAGAGGGAUGGGUAAGACCUCCAUUGGAAUAAAUUGAUAAAAUAAAAAUGUUAUGCUAUUCUGACAUGUCUUGUUGCAGUAAAAUGAAAUUCUAGGCAACCAGAUCACUUACUGAAGGUAAAAUACCAAUGAGAAAUAUCUAGAUACUUUGGGUACGCACUGAGCAUGCUCAGAUGAAAUGUUGCAGUUACUGUAAGUACUGUGUAUUAUGCGACUACAUAAAAUUCUUCAAACUCUUGUUUCAAAUAACAGAUGUUUCAGAUGUUUCAAAUCUACAAACAAUGUCUACCGCUGAAAAUUCUCUCCUUUGUAGAGUUUUUAUUGCUAAGAGCAUUGCAGUUGUUAUUGUUGGACUUUUCCUCGGCAUCAAUUUACUCCUAACCAGAAAACAAGUAUGUAGUAUUUAUGUAUUUCCAUGAUUAAUGUGUUAUGGAUAGCUGUAACCUAUAAUGGAUGGGUGGGGUACUCAGCCCAAUAAGAAUCUGGUCUGCAUUUCCAGAGAAAGAAUAGGAAUUGGGGGGAACAGCCAGAACAUGCAUUUCUAAGUAGUGGUGCUGCCAUAAAGACCAAAAUGUAUACAAAAUACAAAGAAAGGAACAGCGCGCACACAAAAACAAAAAGCAUUUGAAAAAGACUACUUAAAAUCACCUAUCUUAGCAAACAAAUAAAGAUGUGUGUAUGUGUCAGUGUAUCUCUGUGUCAAAAUGUGUGUAUCUGUCAGUGUGUAUAUUGGUGUGCCACUGCGUGUGUAUCUAAGUUUGUGUGCAUGUGUCAGUGUGUGCAUUUGUGUGUCAUAAUCUUUGUAAGUCAGUGUUUGUAUCUCCAUUUCAGGGUGUGUAUAUGUCAGUAUAUGUAUGUUUUAGUGUGUGUGUUUAUGUGUGAGUGUGUUUAUGCAUUUUUCUGUGUGUUAAUGUGUAUUUUUGUGCAAGUAUGUAUGUAGCAGUGUAUGUGUAUAUGUGCAUACAUCUCAGCAAUUAAACACCAACACUGUGUAGAAACACACCCCUUCAAUCAAACACAAACAUUAUAUACAAACACAUCCCUGCACUCAAAUUAUAAAAUUACAAACACUACACACAAGUACACCACUGCAUUCUAAUAGCAACAGUACAUGCAAAAACACCCGUGCAUGUGCACAUGCUCUAUACAACAACAUGCUUACAUUCAAAGAACACACAAACACUGCUCAGUAACACAACCCUGCAAGGAUUCACAGAUAGUAAAUCCCCAGCAGGCAUAGCAUUAGUGGGGGUUCAACAGAUGGGGAUCUAUUUUUUGACCCCAUUUUGCUAUAGGUGGCCCAAUAAAAAUGCUUGUACCAGGGCUCUCUCUACAUUAGUUCCGCCGCUGAGUGUAACUCCUUGUGUGUAUCUCCUUGUAAGAUUAAGAAGCUUGUUUAUGCAAGCAUAAAUUGGCAGUUUAUAAAAGCUGUAUGCUUACACGUAAUAAAUAGAAGUAGUGAUUCAGCAUAAGUCGGUGUCUGUCUGAUUUAUUGCAUCCUGAGCACUCAAUUUUGUAUGUAUGUUACUUGAUUGUUGUAAGUGUUGCAAAUGCUUACAGCUGAAUCCUGGCUAUUUUUGUAUACUUUUUAUUUAAAAUUGUAUACAAUGUAACAUUCUUCUUCUUUCACUGGGUAAGUAUAUUUGUACUUAGGCAAUGCUGUGCUUUGGAACUUCGGCAACUUCAGAACUUCGGCACUUCAGCACUUUGGAACUUUAGCACUACGACACUUCGGAAAUUCGGUAAUUUCAGAACUUCGGCAAUUCGGACAUUUGGAAGUACCCGAAUGUCCGAAUUGCCCGAAAUUCGUCCAAAUUCAUAUUCGGACUGAAGCGAAUUGCACAUGUCUAAUUAUUUAUUUAUCAAGGACAUAACUGGGGAGCAAACCUGACCCUAUAUAGGCGAUACAUAGAUUAUAUUUUUAUUAUCUGGAAAGGAUCCAAGGUAGAUUUUAAUUUAUUUUUUAACUAUCUUAAUUCUAAUAAUUGGGGCAUUAAAUUAACAAAAAAUAUUAGCCCUAUUACUAUUGACUUUUUAGAUCUCAAUAUUUAUAUUCCUGACCAACAGUUUAAAACGCACUUUUUUUUAAACAAGUGGAUGUAAACAGUUUUAUUGAAAUAAGCAGCUGCCACCAUGACCCAUGGCUCCAGAAUAUCCUUAAGGGUCAAUUUUUAUGGGUCAAAAGAAACUGUUCAGACCAAACAGAUUUUAUUACUUCGUCAUCAUUUUUAAAAAACAGUUUUUAAAAAAAAGGGUAUCUUGACGAUAACCUCCAAAAAGACAUAGAUAAUAUUAAGGACUUAAACACAUCACAAUUACGAAACUAUAAAAAGAAGAAUCAAAAUAAUCAAGCGAAACAAAUUCCACUUAUUUUUAAUUAUUGUAGUAACAUUGGUACAUUAAAAAGAAUUGUUAGAAAUAAUUGGCAUAUUUUAAAGGGAGAGCAUGAAAUGUAUGAUUUAUUUUUAGAGGGGCAAAAAGUUUUAGACAAAUUUUAAUGUCAAACUAUAUAGAAAAGGAAAAAGAGAAUUGCAAUUUCCUAACAAACUGGUCAAAAACGUUAAAAGGUUUUCAUCAUUGUGGCAAUUGUUAUGCCGGUAAAAAUACCAAUAUAACUUAGAAAGAGAAAGAUAAUUUUACAUCUCAUAUCACUAAAAAGGAUUUUAAUAUUACCUCUUUUAUUACAUGUCAGUCUAGUAAUGUCAUUUAUUUAUUACAAUGUGGUUUACAGUGUAUAGGUAAGACCUCUAGACCUCUAAAAACAAGAAUUUAUGAACACAUUAGAAAUAUUAAAAUUUGGUUCACAAACCACAGUCUGUCAAAUCGUUUUCUAGAGGGACAUAAUUCAAAUCCAAGAAAAAUUAAGUUUACAGCAAUUCAAAAAAUUCAAACCCAUUGGAGAGGUGGAAAUAAUGCUUUUAAUCUAAGUAAAAAAGAAUCAAACUGGAUAUUUGAGCUCCAAACCCUAUGCCCUAAAGGUCUAAACAUAGAUUUCAAAAUAGGUCCUAUACUGUAAUAAUUAUUUAUCUAUUUUACUAUGUCUGGGAAUUUAUAAAAAAUAUUCUAUAACCCUUAUUUUUAUAUUAAUAUAUUCACACUAUUUUUAUACUUGCUAUCUAUUCAUUUUGAUAAAUGUAACGGCACCCCCAGGCAUAAAAGGGUUAAACCGCCGUUUAGAAGAUCUUCCCCUUCCAGAGACACAGGCAGCUACUGUAGACACCAAUCCACCAAACCGGAGAAGCAUGUGAAUGCUCUCAAAUAUACGAAUGCUGUAAACAGCUGAAUAGGAAAAACCAUACAAAUAGGUUUACCCUCCUAGCAGUCAAACUGGAACAGCAUACAGUGAAUCCCCCCAAGAACGAGACAAAGCUCCGUGUUGAGGGUCAAGCAGUGAACAGCCAGAGCUGUGGGUUUAUUGUUCUUAUAUACACAUUCUUACACAUUAGUACCACCCACAGGGUUUUGGAACACAACCAAUAAACAUGUACAAUACACUCAGACACUCCCACACAAAAUCCUCCCCUCUACCAGUGAUACAAUUACCUUACAGUUCGGUGUAUUGGUGUCUACAGUAGCUGUGCCUGUGUCUCUGGAAGGGAAGAUCUACUAAACGGCUUUUAACCCCUUUUUAUGGCUGGGGGUGCCGUUACAAUAAUGAUGUAUUAUUACUGUAUUCCUUGAUUUGUUGCUUAUUUAUUUUAAUAAUGUAAUUUAUUGAUUUUACUCAUAUCCUUGCCCUUAUUUUCUCCCUCUUUUAAUAUGGUGAUUAAAUGAACACUGUUCCUAUGUGCAACCUUUGGACUCUGCCCCUUUUCUAACAAGAAUUGA